AUGUACGACUAUUGCUGGUGCAGAGACAACGUCUUUCAGAAUCCUCUGAUCGGAAAUGGCUGGCCUCGCGAUGAUGGUGUUGACUGGCCCACGUUCAACAAUGAUGAUUUCCAGGGCAUGCUUGACACCUUGGGACGAGAAACCAUUUCGGAACUACUGCCUAUUGAUGGUUUCAAUACUGCGGAUAACAGUCCAUCAAGGUCACAUUCUAGCCAGCCUGGAGGCUUGGAAGAGUUGACCAUCGAUCAGAAACCCGACUUCUCGUCUCAAAUUUUUGGAUUUUCGGGCGAGUCUGACCCAUUCCUCCUGCGAAAUUACCCGUACGACGAUUCAGGCGAAGUGAAGUUCUUCAGGCUUAUUUAUAGAAUGGCAUCAAAUACAGCCGCUGGUCCCGAGUCCGACCAUACGGUUCUUCCUGAUGGCCACCAGGGGACAAGCUCGGCUGGAGACGUGCCUGUUUAUUUUCUGCAGAACAAUAGCCAAACCGUAUCUCAGUCCUUGCAGGCGGUCGAAAAGUGCAUGUUCGAACAAGGCAAGCACGCACCAAGAAUCCAACUCGACAGUCUCGUGAGUCCAGAGAUGGGAGUGGGACUAGUGAAGCUGUAUCUACCAUGUGCCCUCAAUACCGGAUUCCCCUGCUAA
Penicillium psychrosexuale is the source of this 642-nucleotide messenger RNA. RefSeq names its product transcriptional regulator family TF. The record is from RefSeq and is a predicted model, not a curated record. The transcript has 2 exons. NCBI's taxonomy places the organism in Eukaryota, Fungi, Ascomycota, Eurotiomycetes, Eurotiales, Aspergillaceae. The coding region runs from base 1 to 642 and encodes 213 amino acids.